Volvox carteri f. nagariensis is the source of this 876-nucleotide messenger RNA. RefSeq lists its product as uncharacterized. The transcript is spliced from 9 exons. NCBI's taxonomy places the organism in Eukaryota, Viridiplantae, Chlorophyta, Chlorophyceae, Chlamydomonadales, Volvocaceae. The record is from RefSeq and is a predicted model, not a curated record. The annotation marks the transcript as partial.
AUGCAAUACAACUAUGUGCCGGCAGAAUGUGCAGCUGCUGCAGCACAACAGCAUCAGCGGCUGCCCCACGCCGGUGGCUUUGCUGCAUUCCAAAGCCCUACACUACGCUUCAGGGCAAUUGCGGACCGCUUCAAUAGCGUGGAGGAGGUCCAAGAUGCCCUUCGGAAAGGCGGGCUGGAGUCCUCAAACCUCAUCGUCGCACUGGACUUUACAAAGAGCAACGAAUGGACGGGCAAGCGGAGCUUUGGCGGAAAGUCUCUCCACGCUAUAGGUGACAUGCCUUCACCGUACGAGGACGCCAUCAGUGCCAUUGGCAAGACGCUGUCAGUUUUUGACGACGAUGGGCUCAUCCCUGCUUAUGGCUUCGGUGACGCCACCUCCGGCGACAAGGCCGUGUUCUCUUUCCUCCCGGGGGAUAAGCCCUGCCAGGGACUCGACCAGGUUCUGUGGCGGUACCGAGAAAUUUGCCCCUACAUCCGCAUGGCGGGGCCUACCUCGUUCGCGCCGGCCAUACGUCAAGCAUGCCGCAUUGUGGAGCAGUCGGGGUACCAAUACCACAUUUUGCUGCUGGUGGCGGAUGGGCAGGUAUCUAGGUCAUCCGACCUGCUUCCGGGACAACACAGCGAGCAGGAACAAGACACGAUAGACGCCAUCGUUGAGGCCAGUUAUCUACCGCUGUCCAUCGUCAUGGUGGGAGUGGGUGACGGCCCCUGGGAUGUCAUGAAGGACUUUGACGACGCGCUUCCACAACGGCAGUUUGACAACUUCCAGUUCGUGAACUUUACGGAGAUCAUGUCGAGUACCUCGGGCAAUCUGGAGCGGCGUGAGGCCCUUUUUGCGCUUCGGGCACUAAUGGAAAUUCCUGAGCAGUACCAG